AACAGUUCCCGAUUGAUGUGACCCCAGUGGGCAAACAUGACAUGGAGCGUGUGGCCCUUUUGAAUUCUUUGGGGAUACUUGAUAUGGACCCAUCCUCAGAGGAAGCCAAGACCAUUUUAGCUCUUGUCAACAUGGCUGGGCUUCUUUUGGGUGCAGACUAUAUCUUUGUCAACCUACUUGAUCAUUGCCAUCGACAUAUGAUGUUUCCAACUCUGUGUGCCAAAGAUAAUCAGCCCAAAGACCUGGGGAGGCUGGGGACACUAUUGGAUCAUCUUGAUAUAGUCAAGUUGAUGCCUGAUGGCAGCCCUUUUCUGGGGAGAGGCAACCGCUCCACAGCGUUCUGCAAUUAUGCUGUUGCCAGUCCCCAAGGGCAAUCAUUUGUGGUCCAUGAUGUGUCAAAAGACCAAAGCUUUGCACUCUACCAGAAGACCUUUGACCUUGGAUUCUGUAGUGCCUCUCCCAUUGUCAUUCAGGGCAUGGCUGUGGGGGCUUUGUGCUUUGUUUGUAAGGAGGCCAGGUCUGACUUUGGGAAGGCUCAGGAGAUCCAGCAAGAGCAGUUGGCACAGCUGAUUGCACAGCAAUUUGAAACUUGGUCUCUGAAUCGGGACAUGCAUCGUCUUGAAAGAGAAAGGAGCCUGCUCAUCAACAAUAGCCAGAGACUCCGAGCCAACCGUCCAGAAGACUAUGCGGCCUUGGUGUUCACUGAUGUACAAGGGUCCACUGAUCUGUGGGAAGCAAACCCAGAAGCCAUGAACAAAGCUCUGUCACUGCACAAUCAAAUUAUACGACAACACAUUGCUUCCUACUCUGGCUAUGAAGUAAGCAACGAAGGAGAUGCCUUCCAUGUCGCCUUUGUUGAUGUUGUGGAUGCUGUUCAGUUCUGUUUGAGAGUUCAAGAGGCACUGUAUCAUGCCCCUUGGGAUGAACACAUUCUUGCACUUCCUGAUGCCUCUGAGGAUGCAGUAGGUUGCUUCCGUGGGCUGAGGGUUCGAAUGGCCAUUCAUGCUGGAGAUGUUGUGCCGGUCACAAGCGACCUAUCAGGAAGAGUAGCAUAUGGAGGGGAAACUCACUACAUUGCAAAGAGCUUGGAAUGCAUGAGCCAUGGGGGGCAGAUUCUAGUAACUUCUGAUGUCUGGAACGUGGCCUCCCACUUGGCUGACAGCAGUCUUGGUUCACCACAGGUUGUUGAUCUUGGCAAUCAUGUAAUGCUUACUCACAGCAGCAAUAUGUAUGAUGGUAUCAUUGCCAAGAAUGUGCUGCAGCUUGUGCCAAGUUCCCUUGCUCAUGACUAUCUUCUGAGCCGCCGUGUCAGUCCUAUGCAUACAAACACAGACCAGGAGGCUGCCGCCCAGAGAGGGCGCACUUUCCCACCUGUCAUGACCAAGAAAUGCCUGAGUGCAUCAUUCCAUGAUGCUCCCUUUGCCAACAAUACUGUUGCCAUGCUGUUUGUCUACACUGCCGAGGCAGAGAAAUUGGUUGCAGACCCAACUGUGUUGCUAGCAGCCCUCUCAAAGCAAAUUGGCACUCUCCUUCAUGAGUUUCAAGUCCUGCAGAAGGGCUACCAAUGCAAGGAUUUCAUGCUUGCCUUUGGGGAUGUUGCGGAUGCUCUUCGAUUUGGAUUGGCCAUUCAGCAGUACCUGGAGAAUCAUACUAUUCUGGAGUUGUCCCUUGCUGGUCUUGUGAAGGUGGGAGUCUGUGAAGGUGAAUUCACAUCCAUGGGUCCUCACCCCACCACAGGACGAGCAGACUAUUUUGGGAAAGUGGUCAACAGGGCCUCUCGUGUUGCGGCCGCAGCUGCCCCUGGAUGCGUUUACUUGGGGAAAGAGGCUGCUGAUCUUGAUGAAUGCAACUUGAUGCCACUUUCCAAUGGUUACAUGCUUGACUUUCUGGGUGUGUGGUCAUUGAAGGGUGUUCCAGAGGAUUUUGCACUGUACAAAUGCCAUGGUUGCAAUAGUUGGUAUGAUCAGUUGCCCAACAAGCCUUGCGGGCCACAAGGCCCAAGAAGGUUGUUGCCAAGGUUCCAGGGAUGAGACUGUUGUUGUUGUUGCAUCAGCUCGGAUAAGAUUGCAUCCAUCUUUGCAACGAUGAACAAACUUUAAAAAGACAAAGUUCUCUUUUAACUUUAGUACAAGCAGGUUAGGUUU
Messenger RNA from Seminavis robusta, 2144 nucleotides. The record is from the annotation of a GenBank genome assembly. NCBI's taxonomy places the organism in Eukaryota, Bacillariophyta, Bacillariophyceae, Naviculales, Naviculaceae.